This is a messenger RNA of Procambarus clarkii (red swamp crayfish), 708 nucleotides long. The record is from RefSeq and is a predicted model, not a curated record. Lineage: Eukaryota; Metazoa; Arthropoda; Malacostraca; Decapoda; Cambaridae.
AUGCCCGACGGUUCAGCUGGUGAUGAACCAAGGUACAUCAAGUUGGCAACAAACGCUAGAGGAGCCUCCACUACACCGCAUGUAGUGUACCACCAGUUUGACGAAGCCUCGCUCUGUGAUCUCAACAAGCGUCUUGCAAGGGGUGUAGCCGGGGUAGUACACUGGAGGUACACUGCAAGUAGUCUGACACUAAGUGUCAUCAGUCGGGGUGUAACACAGGGCAGUAAUGGUGUCAAUAUUGGUGCGCAAGAUGAGGACUUUGAACUUAAGAUACACUCUGAACACCACGACUUUGAGCACAAUAUACACUGUGAACACCACGACUGUGAACACCACGACUUUGAGCACAAUAUACACUGUGAACACCACGACUGUGAACACAAGAUACACUGUAAACAAAACGACUUUGAACUUAAGAUACACUGUGAACACCACGACUGUGAACACAAUAUACACUGUGAACACCUCGACUGUGAGCACAAGAUACACUAUGAACACCACGACUGUGAACACAAGAUACACUGUAAACAAAACGACUUUGAACUUAAGAUACACUGUGAACACCACGACUGUGAACACAAGAUACACUGUGAACACCACGACUGUGAACACAAGAUACACUGUGAACACCACGACUGUGAACACAAGAUACACUGUGAACACCACGACUGUGAGCACAUACAACACCACAAAAUUCCACAACAGUAA